Molecule: messenger RNA, 456 nt
Organism: Striga asiatica
Lineage: Eukaryota; Viridiplantae; Streptophyta; Magnoliopsida; Lamiales; Orobanchaceae
Source: the annotation of a GenBank genome assembly
AUGGCCGACAGUGAUGACAAAUCCAAGAAACGUCGCAAGAGAAUAAAGGUGCGUGCUCAUAAGCGUCCUUGCUACACCAUUGUUGAGUCUCCGGCGCAUUCUCAUGAGUCGGCACCCUCAGAUACACCAAUUCCACCGGUGAUUCAGGUUGACACCCACCGCUCUUCGUUUGUCACAUCACCUGGCAGCCCGUCCUCUGGUACUUCUCGGCCAAAGACCGAAGAAGGUGUUCAUAUGUCUGAGCCCCCUAAGUCCCCACCGGUGGUUGUCACUAAGACCACUCUGGUGGAGCCAGUUUCGUCGCUCUUACACCAUCAUCGCGCUCGAGAAGCCGCCGGUGAUGAAGACAUGGCGAAGCCGCGGAUUGCACCAUCAGCACGCUCGAUUUCUCUUCAGCAGCAGGUUGUCGAGAAGCCGCGAACAAAAAAAAAAAAAUCUCAUCAUAUAAACAUGUAG